Molecule: messenger RNA, 2046 nt
Organism: Schistosoma haematobium
Lineage: Eukaryota; Metazoa; Platyhelminthes; Trematoda; Strigeidida; Schistosomatidae
Exons: 1
Coding region: 1-2046 (681 amino acids)
Source: RefSeq, a predicted model, not a curated record
AUGAAUUUGACAGCUGAUUAUCCAAUAUCUAACUUGGAUAAUGAAAACUAUACAAACUUUUAUGGAAGUAAUAAUUCACAUUGGUAUUAUCCAUUUUAUGAAUAUUCAUUGAAUAAUUCAUCAUCAUCAUCAUCAUUAUUAUUAUCAUCAUCAUCUAACAAUCCAUCAUCAUUAGUAUCUUCAACUGGUGUAUGUUUACCAUUUCAUGUUUACAUUGAUUCAUAUUAUACACAAACGAAUACAAAUGACUAUGAUAUGAAUGGAUUACAAUAUAAUCUAUAUAGUGGUAGUGAUUCAUCAACACGUUCCCUUGAUGAUACAUCAUUGUUAUUGCAUCCAUGUCAUAGUAAUAAUACUAACAGUGAAUCUAUUUCUAUAGAAUAUGGAACUGAUUAUAAUGUAUUAUUACCAGCUACUAUUAGUAAUAAUCAUUUAAUACCAACAUCUUUAUCGUUAUCAUCCACACCCAUACCAUUGUCAUCAUCAUCAUCAUCUUCUUCUGAAGCUAGUGAUACUGUAACCACUACAGCAAGUACAUCAUCGAUUAUAACUAACACUAAAAUCAAUGAUUCUACACCAACAUCAUCAUCAUCAUCGAUGUCCACCUGUUGGUCUGAUACUUCAACUAAUGGAGAAUUAAUAAUUUUGUCAAAUAAUAAUAAUUAUUUAUUUAAUGAAUUUUCAUUAAGUAAUAAUAAUACUGUUGAUACAAAUAUUUAUAAUGUAGAAUAUAAUAAAUUAAAUAUAACAAAUAUACAAAAUAAUGAUAAAUCUUUAUCCAAUUUCUCUUUUCAGUUUAAUAAAAAUUAUGAACAAAGAAAAACUUUAUUAAAUCCUAUAGAUAAUUCAUUUGAACAAUUAAAUAAUUGCCUAUUUGAAUAUCAACAGUAUAAUUGUUUUACUAAACAGGAACAUAAUAAUACUAAUGAUACUAAUACUACUACUGCCAAUAAGAAUAAUAAUAGUGAUAAUAAUAAUGAUAAUAAUAAUACAUAUCAUCACCAGUCAUCAUCGUCGUCAUCCUCCUCAUCGUCAUCUUCUUCAUCAUUAUGUUCCGAAUUAUUAAAAUCUUCUUUAACUAAUUCAAUAAUUACAUAUUCAUUCCCUAUUAAAUGUUCAUCUUCAAAUGAAUUAAAUGAACAACAAAAUUCUAUUUAUUGUUUGAAUAAUACACAAGAAAUAACAGAUUCAUCUAUUAAAAAACGGAAUCCAUUCGAUAUUAUAAAUAAAAAGUAUCAUUUAUCCUCCACAAUGGAAUUAACUAAUCACACUAAUCACUAUGAUAAUAAUAAUAAUAAUAAUAAUAAUAGAUUAAUACAAGAAAAUGAUUAUGUAAUCAAUAAAAAUUAUCUAAAUAAUCAAUCGAUAGAUUAUCAUUUUAAUGAAAUGAAUAUUGUAAAAAAGGAACAAUCUUAUUAUUAUAAAACAUAUUUACCUUCAUUGAUAACAUCAACAAAUGAUUUAAAUUCAAAAACAAUAUUUCCAUCAGAAAUAAAUACAUUAUCAGCAAAGUCAUUUGGAAAAAGUAUGAUAGAUAUAUCAAAAAUAGAUGAUAAAAUAAAAAUGGAGAAAUUAUGUUUUGAUUAUACUAAAGAUGGUCCAUUUUGGACAGAUAUUCAUGAAGAACUAGAACAACAACAACAACAACAAAAUAAUCAUCAGUUAUCGUCAGCUUCAUCAUCUUGUACUUUAACAUCAAGAGAAACGAUAGGUAACUUAAAUUAUUACAAUUCUCAUAAUCAAAAUUGUGAUACAUAUAUUGAGAAAGAAAUCAAUAGUCAUUUAUUACUUAAUACACAAGAUAUUUGCAAUAGUAAAAAGAUGAAUAAAUUAGAUAAUAACAUAUCAUCAAUGUCUGGAGUUACACUUUCAAAAACAACAACUAUGUCAACAACAAUGACAACAGUAAUAGCGACGACGACGACGACAAUAACAACUACAGGUAUGAAGUCUAUACAACCGUAUAAAUGGUUACAGAUAAAACGACAACAGCCACGUCAAAAUAUAACAAAUAACAGUAAGUAUGCUAUUAAUGUCAUUUUUUAA